GAUUCUUCAAGAAGCUAUGUGGGUCCCUAGUUUUCCCAAUUCUCUUUGGUUUGGAAUUUUUUCAUUUUAAUGGUACACGUUACCAGUUUAUCUUAUUCAAUUUCUAAAAUAAAAAAAAAUUAUUCAAAAACGACUAAAGAAUCACAACUCUAAUUUCCUUGUACAAUUGGAAAUCCCAAUUCCAACAAGUAUUGAAACACUGCAAUUGCCUAUAAAUACCCCCCAUAAUUUUUCUCUUCGUCUUCAAGUAGAAUUGGCUAUAUUUGUCAAACCACCCUCUUCAGUAGCCGACCUUAGCAAUAGCUUAUCUAUAACUAUUCGCAUAAUCCAGAGACAACGAACUAGAACUAGGAGAGAGAGAGAGAGAGAGAGAGAGAGAGAGAGAGAAUAAGAAGUAGAAGAAAAGAAGAGAGAUGGGUUCUGAAGGCAUCCAAGAAUCCGAGCCUAAGCUAUGCAAGAACGGAUGCGGGUUUUUCAGCACGUCGGCGACCAUGAACUUGUGUUCCAAGUGCUACCGAGACCUCCGCGGCAAGGAAGAGCAAGCGGUGUCCGACAAAAAAGCCUCAACGGCGAAACUUGAUGACGAUGAUUUCAGGGUGUUUAAAGCUCAUGUUGCAUCUUUGCUGUCGCCGUCAACUGGGUUUGAAUCAAUGGGUAAGGCAGCGCCGAAAAGGUGCUCGAGCUGCAACAAGAAGGUGGGACUGGUGGGGUUCCUGUGCCGGUGUGGGGCCACAUUCUGUGGAGCCCACAGGUACCCGGAGGAGCACGAGUGCAAGUUCGAUUUUAAGGCUGUGGGGAAGGACACCAUUGCUAGGGAUAAUCCGGUGGUCAAGGCCGAUAAGGUGGUGAGGUUUUGAGAUGAUGAAGCGGGAACCGGGGGGCUUGCAGAGCACAAGUGCUGGACGUGCAAACGACAUUGCUAGGCUGGGUAUUAAAAGGAGGCUUCUUGCUAGUUGGUUUUUUUUUAUUACCCAAAGCGACACAGCCAGUACACGUGUUGACCACAAAGGGUUAGGAGCCUCCUUGAUUCCGAUGAAGCGUACUUCAUCUUCUUUUUCUUUUCUUGUCUUUUUAUCAUGACUUUAUCAUCUAUUUGUUUUAUUGGUUUGGGUGGAUUUUCGAAUUGCUUGAGGGUGGUGGGAAAACACAAUUUGUUUUCUGAAAGACUCAGAACUGUUCUUUACUUUUGGUUCUGUUUUGUGAUCUCUGUACUGCUUAAUUUGUGUAGCUCACUGUUAUGCGUA
Messenger RNA from Rhododendron vialii, 1244 nucleotides. Its product is annotated as zinc finger A20 and AN1 domain-containing stress-associated protein 1-like. Gene Ontology annotation, molecular function: zinc ion binding; DNA binding. NCBI's taxonomy places the organism in Eukaryota, Viridiplantae, Streptophyta, Magnoliopsida, Ericales, Ericaceae. The transcript has a single exon. The coding region runs from base 414 to 857 and encodes 147 amino acids. Gene Ontology annotation, biological process: proteasome-mediated ubiquitin-dependent protein catabolic process. The record is from RefSeq and is a predicted model, not a curated record.